UUAUUAAUAUGAAUGAAGAUAAUUGUGAUAUUAUAAGCUGUUAUUUAUGUACUGAUAACGUUUCAUACCCAUCAAUUUAUUUACCAAAUAAUAAACCAGUUGUAGUCGGUCGAAAUGUUGAUACUAAAAUAACAGAUGUUAAAUGCUCUCGUGAACAAGUUCGUUUAUGUGCUAACUAUCAUGAAAAAAAUGUCACAAUUGAACAAUUGGGUAAACAACCUUGUGGAUUAAAUGGCAAUAAAACUAUAAGACAUAAAAAAUAUAUUGCUAAAAAUGGAGAUCAGUUAGAAAUAAUUCAUGGUAAAUAUUCAUACAAAUUCGAAUUUAACUCGUCAUCUCCAGAUAAAUCUUUGAAAAAAUGUCUUCAAGAUAAAGAUCAUGCAAUUUUCAAAAAACGUUCGCAUUGUGAUAUUGACGAUGCAAAUGAAGACUGCAAUGAAGCUGGUACAAGUAAAAAAUGUAAAAUAGAAGAAAAGUUAGCUAGUCCAACAAAUAUUAAAGUGACAGAAGAAUUAUCAGUUGCUAAUAAAAUGACUGAGAAAUGGGAUACAAUAGAUAAAAAUCAUUUACUGAUUUAUACAGCUAAUGAUUGUAAAUCACAACAAAAAAUCGCGAGUUUUGAUAUGGAUGGUACAUUAAUUACAACUAAAUCAGGUGCAGUUUUUCCAAAGAAUACCGAUGAUUGGAAGUUAUUAUAUCCACAAAUUCCAAAGAAAUUGAAAGAAUUGUAUGAUAGUGAUUUCAAAAUUGUCAUUUUUACCAACCAAAAUGGAGUAGGCACAGGAAAAAUAAAUUUAAAUGAUUUCAAAUCUAAAAUUGAAGCGGUUGUUAAAAAAUUAGGAGUUCCUAUUCAAGUUUUUAUAGCAACAUCAAAAGAUCAUUAUCGAAAACCAAUUACUGGAAUGUGGGAAAGAUUAGUAAAAUAUAAUAACGAUAAUAUAAACAUUAAUAAGGAUGAAAGUUUCUAUGUUGGUGAUGCAGCUGGACGACCCAAAGAUUGGAUCCCAAAGGCGAAAAAAGAUCAUUCAUCUGUUGAUCGUUUAUUUGCAAAAAAUAUUGGAAUAAAAUUCUAUACACCAGAGGAAUAUUUUCUCGGACAUAAAUUGGCUAAAUUUAAUAAUCCUAUAUUUGAUCCGAAUAAAUUAACUGAUGAUAUACCAAUUUUCAUACCAGCAAAUGCUCUUGAAAAUUCAAAUAAUCAGGAAGUCAUUAUUAUGGUUGGAGGUCCUGGUUCAGGGAAAACAUUUGUAGUAUCAAAAUAUUUAAAAAAUUAUAGCCACAUUAAUCGAGAUACUCUUGGUAGCUGGCAAAAAUGUGUAUCUGCCAUGGAAAAUAUUUUAUCCAAAGGUAGAAGCGUCGUAAUUGACAAUACCAAUCCAGAUGUGACAUCAAGAAAACGAUUUAUCGAUGUUGCUCAAGCAAAAAACAUUCCAGUAAGAUGUUUCCUCAUGACAACGCAAGUUGAACAUGCUAAACAUAAUAAUAAGUUCCGAGAAUUAUCUAACUCAAAUCAUUCCGUCGUUAGUGAUAUAGUCAUUAAUUCUUAUUAUAAAAAUUACGUAGAGCCGACACUUGAUGAGGGAUUUAUCGAUAUUGUAAAAGUAAAUUUUGUACCAAAAUUUGAUUCAGAUGAUAAAAAACAGCUUUAUCAAAUGUAUUUAUUAGAAAAAUAAAAUUUUCAUAUUAACA
Chelonus insularis is the source of this 1689-nucleotide messenger RNA. It is a transcript of the gene PNKP, whose product is annotated as Polynucleotide kinase 3'-phosphatase. Gene Ontology annotation, biological process: DNA repair. Bases 9 to 1673 code for a protein of 554 amino acids. NCBI's taxonomy places the organism in Eukaryota, Metazoa, Arthropoda, Insecta, Hymenoptera, Braconidae. Gene Ontology annotation, molecular function: polynucleotide 3'-phosphatase activity; protein binding; double-stranded DNA binding. The record is from RefSeq and is a predicted model, not a curated record. The transcript has 6 exons.